Molecule: messenger RNA, 2444 nt
Organism: Acanthaster planci (crown-of-thorns starfish)
Lineage: Eukaryota; Metazoa; Echinodermata; Asteroidea; Valvatida; Acanthasteridae
Product: NXPE family member 4-like
Source: RefSeq, a predicted model, not a curated record
CAUACAUACGAAUAAAAGAACCCGCCAUCUUCACUGUGUGCUGAGCCAUCAUCACUGUGUGUGUGAUCGCAGAUAUUUGAGUAAAUUCUAAAGCUGUUUUUGGUUUUCCACUGAAAAUAUCGACAUUUGUUUCGUACUGCUAGAAGCUGACCAGCAUGAGACGAAUUCGUGUCAAACUCUCUCUGUUUGUUCUCCUUUCCUUACCGGUAAUAAGCAUCAUUCUCAUAUUAAGUCGUGCUGCUCUGACAACGAUUCUAGACACACCCUGGGACAACCCAAAAGUCAGUGGACAACACAGCAUUCACCAUGAUGUCACCUCUGCCGCAGCGACCUGGCCGAGCUUCAACCUCAUCCCCAACCCCCGUAACACCAAGGACAUCGCCCGCCAAGUGUCUGGGCCGGUCGCAAAGGGUUUGCCCGGCCGGUGGCUGCACCAACGCGGCAACAUGGGCCUGACCAGCUACAAAACCUCAAAAAUUUCUGUGGUCCCGGCCACAGUCACAGAGGGGCAGAUGCUUCACGUGAUGAUAGAGGCACGCGACCAGAAUAAUCGACCGCGUAAUAUGGGCGGCGACUUCUGGUGCGCCACCCUCACUACCAAGGGUGGAGGCUACACGGCCGGUCGAGUGCUAGACCACUCCAACGGCUCGUACAGCGUCUACUUCUUCGCCGGCUGGUCGGGCACGGCCAACAUCGACGUCACGCUAGUCCAUCCCAGUGAGACCGUGGACUACCUUGUGCACACUGUGUGGCACGCCUACGACCGCAUCGUCUGGCUCGGAAGGUUCGAGGAAGGGGACAAGAAGUCCACCACGACCUGCGUGCUCAGGCGGGGAGGGCCCUGGCGGGGCAAGUGCGAGCUGUCGCACCCGUACGCCCUUGGCAAAACGGUGCUUCUCUGCGACCAACCCGCCCACGGGCUGAAGUGUGACUCCAUCGUGGCAGUCUAUAACAAUAACACUCGCAUCCGAGAGAGGGCGCGCGAGCUAAGAAGGGGAAAGGAGCAUCUGUUUAAAGGCGAUAACUACUCAAAGAAGUUGAAGGCGAGUCCUAAAACUAUCAACAUUACAAACACAACCAACUUAGUCAAGGAUCAUCUGAUGAGGCAGAUACCAGUGUGCGAGCCGGACCAGCCCAGGCCACUCAGCUCCGGCUACUGGCGAGACUCUGAAACGUGGGUGUCCCUCGCUUGCCGAAGCAGACAGUGGNGGGAGACAUUUCGGGGGACAGGGGCGUGGUUCCUGGACAUCUGGGACAUGAACUUGGCCUACCCGACAUCCAAGGUUGUACAUAUGCCCCACGAGGUUGUUGAACAAGAACUGAGUAUGUUUCUGUCGUAUGUUUGUCGCAAACUUAGAUUAGCACUAAACAUGUGAGUUCCGAAUUAAGUUUUAAACCUUGGGCCUCUGCGGACCCAUUGGGGAUUCCGUACAUCCUCGAAUGUUUAUCGAAUGCUAAGAAUUUUAAAGUACCGUAGUGGCAAGGGCCUGGUGGCAGUGUAUGUUUCACGUGCUCUUUGGACUAAUUGAGGAGGGAUUGAUUAAUUGCCGAGCGCAAUCAGACGAUCUGGGCAAUCGCUCGAUAUUCGCGACGAUCUGCCGAUCUUCAUGGUUUGCCGAUAAUUCUGCCUUUAGCCAAUAGCCUUUCUUUCUAAUUCUUGAUUGUGGAAAACUGUUUCGAAAUGGAAGUAGAGCUGAAAAUUUCACACAGGAUUGAGCGAUUGUGCGACGUCAUCGCCCGAUUGCGCUGCUCGACCUGUACUCGGGCCCAGCAAUUAUCAUUCCAUCGAAGUAACAUAUCAAGGUCGUCUUGCGGGCACUGUAGCUAUAAUUUGGCCUUUCAGCCCCUCCAAUUUUCCGUCAGUUUGUAGUGCAAUGUUUUCAAAUGUUAUUACCUCUCCAGAGGCGGACCCACGAAUUUUCCCAAGGGGGGUCAGGCCCGAGAUAUUUUUAAUAUCUCGGGGUUUUUGGCGGACAAGCGGAAACGAUGAUAAAAUGUUACAUGACAUACAGUGUAUUGCACCAAUGUUAUUGGUCCACUUACUUGAGAUAUUUUUUUUUAAUUAGUUUGCCCCUUUCCCUUUUUUUGAGCGGGGGGGUUCGACUCCCAAAUUCCCCCUCCACCGGAUCCGCGUCCGUCUCAAGGCCCAAAGGCCGAUUUGCGUCUCCAUGUCUCAUUGAUGCAUGUAUCGCACACCCUACUAUUUUUUGAUAUAAAAGUCAUAUUUAUAACGUACUUAGGCUUUUAAUAUUUUAGGUGACACGUGACUAUACGCGUGACUCCCGAAGUGAGUGUAGGCCUUGGACAUGUGCAUCCUUUCUCAGACAAUAAAAAAAUAUAUCUUUUGUUUGAUUCCUAAGAGAGUGAGAAAGUAGUUUUAGGUCUCAAGAGUCCAGAGUACUAUCCUUGUGCCGUUUUUCCUUCAGUAAAUCCCAUUAAAUCGU